AUCAAGAUGACCACGGAUUUUCUGUUCCCCAAGAUAGCGGACUGCUCCUAUGUGUCCUGUUACUGCGAGGAGAACGUGUGGAAGCUCUGCGAGCAGGUGAAGCGAACGCGGCCCGAGGAGCUGUCCAAGUGCUAUGCCGUGUUCGUCUCCAACGAGGGUCGCACCGUGCCCCUGUGGCGUCAGAAGGCGGGACGUGGCGACGAUCAAGUUGUGAUAUGGGACUACCACGUCUUCUUUAUGCACAAUCCCUCGCCGAACCGCUGCUUGGUGUUUGAUCUGGACACCACGCUGCCCUUUCCCACAUAUUUCCACAAGUACGUGACGGAGACGUUCCGCUCUGAUCUGGCCCUGCGACCGGAGCACCACAGAUUCUUCAGAGUCAUACCCGCAGACACAUAUCUCAUUGAGUUCUCCUCGGACCGUCGUCACAUGCGUCGGCCGGAUGGCAGUUGGAUCAAGCCGCCGCCCUCAUAUCCACCCAUUCUCUCCAACACCAACUUGCACUGUCUGGGGGACUUUAUCUGCAUGAGCGCAGGCAAGGGUCCUGGAGCAGUCUAUAGCCUCUCCGAGUUUGUGCAGAACUUCUACAAGUCGCCCCAUGUGAUGGCGCAGAACAACAAGUAGAGAGAGGAGCCACAAAACGGGCAUCCUGCAUCCUGUAGCAAGCAGCAUCCAGCAAGCACAUCUCAUCCAAAUACAAAAUCCGUAUCGAAAUCGUUUUGUCGUUGUCGUUACCAGACAGUUAAUUACCAAUUGCAUACAUAUACAUACAUACAUAUACACGCAAACAUAUAAACAUAUAUAAGUUAACAGCAGAAAUCAAGUGCAGAAGAAGGUUACAACAGACGCUGGCGCAGCUCUUCGCGUUCAUUUGUAUUGAAAUUCAAUUCUAAAGAAAUUAUAAAUCUAA
Drosophila serrata is the source of this 910-nucleotide messenger RNA. It is a transcript of the gene tun, whose product is annotated as N-terminal glutamine amidase tungus. Gene Ontology annotation, cellular component: nucleus; cytosol. NCBI's taxonomy places the organism in Eukaryota, Metazoa, Arthropoda, Insecta, Diptera, Drosophilidae. Gene Ontology annotation, molecular function: protein-N-terminal glutamine amidohydrolase activity; protein-N-terminal asparagine amidohydrolase activity. The record is from RefSeq and is a predicted model, not a curated record.